UAUUUGUCAUUUAGACAGCGUGGCGAGAGGUUCGCCACUGGGUGCUUGUGCUGUUGCAGAGAGAAGACUCCGGGAAAUUCUGGGAAGAUAGUGUGGAAAUUGUGCGUGAAAAUGUCGGUGAAUCUGCGAACGGUGUAUGCAUUUGCACGGGAAAUGUACCCGAAGAAGGUGAAGGGAGACAUUCAGUAUGGAACUGCGGGAUUCCGGACAAAAGCAGAAAAUUUGGAUUAUGUAAUGUACCGGAUGGGAUUGCUGGCAACACUGCGAUCUCGCCUGAAGGAUGGUGCUGUAAUUGGGGUGAUGAUCACGGCAUCGCACAAUCCCGAACCCGACAAUGGGGUGAAGCUCGUUGACCCAUUGGGGGAGAUGCUGGAGGCACGAUGGGAGAAGUUGGCCACGAGGUUGGUCAAUGUGAGUGAUCAGGAGCUUGAGAGUGAGAUUGCAGCCGUGAUUAGGGAGGAGAAUGUUUGCAUUUCCGCCAAAUCAACGGUUUUCGUGGGCAUGGAUAAUCGCUACCACAGUCCCCGACUCCUCAAGGCUGUGUGCGAUGGGGUGGUGGCUCUCAAGGGGAGCGUUAAGGAUUUUGGGAUUCUCACAACGCCAAUGCUGCACUACCUCGUGGUGGCGGCUAAUACGCGCGGGGGCUACGGGGUGCCCACAGAGGAGGGGUACUACAAGAAGAUCAUCACGGCUUUCCAGAAUAUCCGCGGGACGACGUACACACGGGGAAACUACACAAAUCGCGUCUACUUUGACGGUGCCAACGGUGUGGGGGCGCGAAAGAUGCUCCAAUUCCUCAAACGCAUGGACAGUGGGCUGGAUGUUGUUGUCUUCAACAGUGGCGAAGGGAAGAUUAAUCACGAGUGUGGUGCUGAUUAUGUGAAGGUGCAGCAAAAAGCUCCGGCGGGAAUGCCGGAAAUUGAGGCAAAUGGACGCUGUGUAUCGGUGGAUGGGGAUGCAGAUCGCGUUGUUUACUUCUUCACUGAUGAGAAUAACUGCUUCCACCUGUUGGAUGGUGAUCGAAUUGCCACCCUUGUGGCUGACUACCUCAUGGAACUCGUGCGUGCGUGCAAUAUUAACCUACGAAUGGGUUUGGUGCAGACAGCCUAUGCCAAUGGGGCAUCAACGGACUACAUUGAGCACCAGCUGCGUGUCCCAGUGGCGUGUGUGCCAACGGGUGUGAAGCAUUUGCACCAUAAAGCUCUCGAGUACGAUAUUGGGGUGUAUUUUGAGGCCAAUGGCCAUGGGACUGUGAUCUUCAGCCAAAAUGCCAAGGAGAUCAUCAAGAAGGCAGCUGAGGAUGAAAAGUUAGUUAAUUUCUCGUCAAUUUUUAAAGUUUUUUCUUUAAAGAAUUUUUUUUUUUGUAGUUUGAAUGAAGAGCAACGAAGUGCAGCAAAGACAUUCUUGCAAAUAAUUGAUCUCAUCAAUGAGACUGUUGGUGAUGCCAUUUCGGACAUGCUCCUCGUGGAGACGGUACUCCUGGCCAAGGGAUGGUGCCUCAAGGAUUGGGUGAAUACCUACGCGGAUUUGCCGAAUUUGCAGCUCAAAGUUUCCGUUGCGGAUCGCAAUGUUAUAACCACAACAGACGCUGAGCGUAUCUGUGUGACCCCCGAAGGGCUUCAGGAGGAGAUUAACAGCUUAGUGGCAAAAUACCCACGAGCUCGAGCCUUUGUGCGACCAUCUGGCACUGAGGACGUGGUUCGUGUGUACGCAGAGGCGGAAAGUAAGGAGGACACGGCAGUUUUGGCGCAUGAAGUUGCAGCUGCGGUCCACCGUUUAGCCGGAGGGGUUGGGAAUUCACCAGAAAUUCCGCGACAAUUCCUAAAUUCUCACUACUAAAUGGGGCAAGGUAAGAGAAAUGUUUUUUUUUCUUGGCAUAUUCAACACGGAUUUGGGGAUUUCUGGUGGAUAUAUCUGGGUCCAUAACUAACUAUCCUUCCCUCUUUAAAUGGGAUUGUGAUCCCAACAACUGCCAUCUAUCAAAAAUUUUAUUUUUUCUUUGUCAUUACUGACUUCUAAAUUGAAUUUCCCCCAAAAUAGGAUUUUUUUCCUAAAAAAAAAAGAAAUUAAAUUGACAUGAAAAAGGGACUUUUGUUACCCAAAAAAAAAGGAUAAAUUCUUCAAUCUAAAAGGCCACAAAUUAACCAUAAAGUAUCCUCCAAGUAAACAGGUUGAGCCAAUAAAUGAUGCAUAAUUGAUCAAUAUUUGAUAAGUCAAUUCAGUCAGUCAAUCGAUUGAUCUGUUAUUGAGCAAAAAUUGAUCAAUCUCAAUUUAUUCUCUAUGCGGAGUUACAUUGAUAAUAUCAAUAUUGAGCCAAUUUCAUCUCAAUCAAUAAUUGAUCAACUAUUGAUCAAAUAUUGUGGCAUAUUCUGCUACGAAAAAAUCUUUGAAAUUUCAAGAAUUUGUUCUGGAGUUUCAUAGUUUUCUUGGUCGUUGUUGCCUAUCAAUCUGAUUGAUCAAUAAUUGAUCCUCUAUGCGGACUUAUUCUGACUCAAUAUUGAGCUGAAUAAUUGAUCAACUAUUGCCCAAAUAUUGGGGCAUAUCUGCGACCGAGACCCCUUGAAAUUUUUGAAAUUUGUACUGAAAUUUCAAGAUUUCAAGAGAAUUUGUUCUGAAAUUUCAAGGUUUUCUUGGUCGUUGUUGCUAUCAAUAUGAUUGAACAACUAUUGAUCAAUUAUUAUCAAUCAAUCACUGAUUACCAAAAAAAAAUGUCUAUCAACGUGAUUAAUCAAUAGCUGAUUAACUAUGCGGACCUACAUUGACUCAAUAUUGAGCUGAGUAAUUGAUCAACUAUUAAUCAACUAUUGAUCAAAUAUUGGGGCAUAUUCUGCGACGAAGAAAUCUUUAAAAUUCCAAGAGUUUGCUCUGAAAUUUCAAGGAUUUCUUGGUCACAGAAUACAACUCAUUUUUGUUAAUCAAUCAGAUUGAUGACCAAUUGAGCAAUAAUUGUCUAUCAAGAAGAUUAAUCAAUAUUUGACCAUUUAUAUGGACCUACAUUAACUCAAUAUUAACCCCAAUAAUUGUUCAAUUAUUGGCAAAAUUCGUUUACUGGGCAAUUAAAUUAGAUUUUUGAAUAAGACAUGUUCAGAUCAUCUCCUUUAUAGCAUCUCUCCCCAAAAUAGGGACAAACACCAUCAUUUUUAUUAAAAUUAGAUAGAUGUUGAAAAAUCUUUGCCAAUUGCUUGCAUUUUCUAAUGAAAAAACAAAGAAAAUUCUCUCCAAGAGACUUUUUUCUAGGAAUCAAUUGAGAUUUCUUUAGAAUUAUAAAAGAACAUAUUGUAAUGAUAAAAGAAAUAUUUUACUAGCGUACGUUUACCAAAUCUAAUCGGGUAAAAGUUUAUUAUUAUAUUUAUUUAGUCAAAGUUCUUUUUUUUAAUUAAUGAAAAAUACUAAUUUUUUGAUUUUUUUUAUGAAGAAAAUGACUUUUUUUUUGUUCCCCUGAGGAUUUUUUUAAAAAAUGUUUUCUUUUUUAAUUUGUAAUUGAAAAGUAGAAUCGGAAACUUUUGUGCAACAUUCCCGAAAGAUAGGAAUAACGUGUGAGCGAUAGUUUUGAGAUGUUUGUUUUUUUUUUCAUUCUUAUUUAAGCACCCACUUAACUCAUAAUUUUUAUAUAAUUUUUUUUUUCUAUAAAAUGGAAUUUGAUGCAGAAAUUUAUAAUGUUGAAUCAUAAUAAAUUAUUAAUAAAUAGAGAAGAAA
This is a messenger RNA of Lutzomyia longipalpis, 3696 nucleotides long. RefSeq names its product phosphoacetylglucosamine mutase (gene nst). Gene Ontology annotation, biological process: carbohydrate metabolic process; UDP-N-acetylglucosamine biosynthetic process. The coding region runs from base 112 to 1839 and encodes 575 amino acids. The record is from RefSeq and is a predicted model, not a curated record. The transcript is spliced from 3 exons. Lineage: Eukaryota; Metazoa; Arthropoda; Insecta; Diptera; Psychodidae. Gene Ontology annotation, molecular function: phosphoacetylglucosamine mutase activity; magnesium ion binding.